Molecule: messenger RNA, 360 nt
Organism: Limanda limanda (common dab)
Lineage: Eukaryota; Metazoa; Chordata; Actinopteri; Pleuronectiformes; Pleuronectidae
Product: histone H3-like centromeric protein A
Exons: 4
Cellular component (GO): nucleosome
Molecular function (GO): protein heterodimerization activity; structural constituent of chromatin; DNA binding
Source: RefSeq, a predicted model, not a curated record
CGACCAGGCACGAAGGCCUUGAUGGAAAUCUGCAGGUACCAGAAGAGCACGGACCUUCUGCUCAGGAAGGGACCGUUCUCUCGCCUGAUGAGUCGCUUCGUUCGUGAGGUUUGUCAAACUUACUCCAGAGAGUCUCUCCGCUGGCAGGUCUACGCUCUGCUCGCCCUGCAGGAGGCUGCAGAGGCGUUUCUCGUGCUGCUGUUCUCGGACGCCAACCUGUGUGCGAUCCACGCCAAGCGAGUGACCCUGUUCCCCCGGGACAUCCAGCUGGCCCGGAGGAUCCUUGAGACAUUUUUUAAAUUUAUCAUAAGUUCCUCCUCGUGUCCUCCGGUCAGUCACCUCGUCUGUUACUCUCGUUGA